CUCAGAAAACUUGAAAAUGUGUUAUUCCAGCUGAGACACCUAAAGUUCUACUAGUUAAUGUCCUUUUAAGGAAUUGUAGGUUCUGAAAUUCUAGUAUUCAUGUUACAAUUCCUGGUCCAGUUUACAGUGAAGCUUUACAAAGGGCAUUGCCUAAGUUAUAUGUAAUUCAAGUAGGAUCCGUGGGGUAACAUCUAUGAUCUCUUUGUUCAGUGAGCUACAAGCAUGCUUAGAUUGCUGGCUGCAGCUAAAUUGCGGUUCAAUUUUUGUGAUAUUAUUUUUACCAUUUAUCAAAUAUCUGAAGAGUGAUUAAAUGAAUCUGCACCAUUGGACAGAGUGUUUCAAGUAUUUUUCCCAGAAGAAAAUAUGUCCAAUGGUUUAAUUGCGUACCUUUUGCUUCUCCUAGUUGUCUUAUAUUUCACCGAUCUUGUUAUUUUGCAGCUGAUAAUGGAGAGAUAGACUGUUUCUCAACCAUGGCAAGUACACCAAUUUUAACAGUAAAGACCCUUCAUAUCAAUUCAGCGAUUCUUGCUGCAAGAAGUCGUUUCUUUCUAAAGCUUUUCUCAAAUGGCAUGAAUGAAUCUGAUCAGACGCAUCCAAGAAUCAGGAUUGCUGAUUCAGAGGAAAAUGCCUUUAUGGAGCUUUUAAGCUUCAUGUACAGUGGAAAGUUGACAACAAUUGAGCCCACUCUUCUGCUUGACAUCUUAAUGGCUUCCGACAAAUUUGAGGUUCUUUCUUGCAUGAGGUACUGCAGUCAGUUGCUCAGAAGCCUGCCUAUGACCACAGAAUCUGCACUGCUAUACCUAGACCAUCCAUGCUCCCUUUCAAUGGCUGUUGAAGUUCAGGGUGUGGUAGGUGCAGCCAGGGAAUUCCUUGCUGAGAAAUACAAGAUUUUAGACAAGUUUGAAGAAUUGAUGAACAUCUCUCUUUCUGGAAUCGAGGUGAUCUUUUCAAGCACUGACAUACAAGUAGCAUCUGAAGAUGCGGUAUAUAACUUCUUGCUCGAGUGGGCCCGUGCGCGAUACCUGGAACCGGAGGAAAGACGUGAGAUCUUGAGCAGCCGUUUGCUUCCGCUGGUAAGCUUCAGUCAUAUGACAUGUGCGGCACUUCAGGAGAUCCUAGCAUCCACUGAUGAUGACAUAGACCGUGAGCAAGUAACCAAGCGCAUCAAUGAGGUCCUUCUUCACAAAGCUUACCCAACCCAGAUGGAAGGUGCUCUUGCAGCAGAUGCAUCAACUCUCAAUUGGCAGUCUGCUGAGCGAACUUAUGGGUCCAAACAUGUGAAAGCGGUUGCAUUUGAUCGACCUUACCCACAGGUUAUAGUUUACAUGGAUCUAAAGCGCGACGAGUGCUCCCAAUUCUUCCCAUCAGGAGUUAUAUUGUCAGACUGGUUCCAUCUCGCAGGUCAGAAAUUCUAUCUCAUGGCAAACUGUGUACUGGAUGAGCAGACAGAGUUGUACAGCUUUGGCCUCUGGUUAGGGAUAUAUGGAAAUUCUAUUUCAGGCUCGCUGUGUUUCGAUAUUGAGUUUGCUGCAAGGACAAGAUCGUCAGGAAAAUUCUUGAGCAAGUACGGCGGUAGGCACACAUUCAGCGGGCCUUUGCUGGAGGGAUGCGAUGAUCUUUUUGGAGUUCCAUGGUCGACGUUCAUUGCGGACGACAGCCUCUUCAUCGACGGCGUGCUGCAUCUGAGAGUUGAUCUGACUGCGGUGGAGUAGCCUGAAUUAUACACCUGAUGGUAUUUCACUCAGCAAAGUUAGGGUGUGUCUUGAGCCCUGCAUGUGAUACUGUGAGCUGCUGCAGCAGCCAGGAAGUUUAAUCCCUGGGCGUUGUCCGGGGUAACCUGAAUCAUGUGUUGUUGUUGUUGAUCGGUUGCUACUGCAAGUCAGUAGUAACGUGUGUGUGUGCGCUGACUGCUGACUUUUGUAUGUUGGUAUCAUACUUUAGAAUUUUAUUUA
Messenger RNA from Triticum dicoccoides, 1952 nucleotides. Its product is annotated as BTB/POZ domain-containing protein POB1-like. NCBI's taxonomy places the organism in Eukaryota, Viridiplantae, Streptophyta, Magnoliopsida, Poales, Poaceae. The transcript is spliced from 4 exons. The coding region runs from base 471 to 1712 and encodes 413 amino acids. Gene Ontology annotation, cellular component: nucleus. Gene Ontology annotation, molecular function: protein binding. The record is from RefSeq and is a predicted model, not a curated record. Gene Ontology annotation, biological process: response to red light.